This is a messenger RNA of Liolophura sinensis, 2021 nucleotides long. Its product is annotated as DNA damage-binding protein 2-like. The record is from RefSeq and is a predicted model, not a curated record. Lineage: Eukaryota; Metazoa; Mollusca; Polyplacophora; Chitonida; Chitonidae. The coding region runs from base 1 to 1728 and encodes 575 amino acids. The transcript is spliced from 9 exons. Gene Ontology annotation, biological process: response to UV; DNA repair. Gene Ontology annotation, cellular component: Cul4-RING E3 ubiquitin ligase complex; nucleus. Gene Ontology annotation, molecular function: damaged DNA binding; protein binding.
AUGGGGAAAGCUGACAAAUGUCAGGAUAAAGUGUUGUCAGCUCGUCACAGUGCCAGGAAGAGGAAGCAAGCUAACACCUCAACAGGAGAUGAAAAUACAGACUUGAAUGGCAAUAUUCCCGUAAAAAAUGUGAAGAGAACAACUAAACAACAACAGAGCUCAGGACUAGAUGGAAAUAAUGACACGAACGUCAAGUUACCACCUAAGGCCUCUAGUAAACAGACUAACAAAACUUCACGGAAAUCCAAACUAAAACCGCAAUGUGAAGAUACAGGGUGUGAUGAGACCAUUAAUGUCCAAGGCGAAACAUCAAGUAAAUAUUCUUGGACAGAUGACAGUGGGAAUAAAGAAAUCCAUGACAUCAGAACUUUUGCACCAGAAUUUGACUUGGAUUUCUUCAAGACUAGAGCUUCCGAGAUCAAGAUAAGACCGAGCAGUCACGGUGGAUGGGACAGUGUCAACUUUGUACAUUUUCUCUGUAAUAAACAACUUGGAGUGAGACAACCACAAAAACUUCAGAAGGCUGUUUCCAAACCCCUCGUUUCCAUGCUGUCAGAGCUCCAGUUCUAUCGAAUGGCCUCCCCCUUUGACAGAAGAGUGACUGCUUUGGAUUGGCAUCCCACAAACUCUAAUGUUGUUGUUGCUGGAUCCAAGGGUGGGGACAUUAUCCUGUGGAACAUAGAGUCAGCCAACGAGGAUAUGUUCAAGCAUGGUAUUGGCCCAGGGGGCUCAGUACAAGCCUUAAAGUUUUGGCCGAAGAAUGACAAAUAUUUAUUGACCGCUUCCAUUGAUGGCCAAGUUGCCCUGCAAGAUGUAGAGGGGAAGAAGAGUAGUAUUAUAUCUGACACCAUGGACUGUAUGGAUUACUGGUACUGCUCCGUGGAUGUCAGUGCGACCAGAGAUGUUGUGCUCACAGGAGAUAAUGUUGGAAAUACCCUUCUUCUCACCCCAAAGGGUAAGAAGAUUUGGUCCCACCGACUUCACAGGUCAAAGGUCACUCAUGUUGAAUGGAGUCCGCGAGAGGAUUGGCUCUUCUGUACUGCAUCAUGUGACCAAACAGUCAAAUUUUGGGAUGUUCGCAUGAUCAAAGGACGAGAAAGUUCACUUGUUGAUCUCAAACACACAAAGCCAGUUAAUUCUGCUUACUUCAGCUUAACAGAUGGAUGUCGCCUUCUGACAACAGAUCAGAAAAAUGAGAUCAGAGUUUACACUGCCCCAUCUUGGACACUAGAGACGUCUAUUGCGCACCCACACCGAUUUUUCCAACACAUAACACCCAUAAAGGCUCAUUGGCAUCCACUCCAGGACCUGGUUGUUGUUGGCCGGUACCCAGAUCCCAACUUCCAGGAGAAUGACUCCAGAACUAUUGAUAUCUUUGAUGCUCCCUCAGGUGGAUUGGUCUGUCAACUCCAGGAUCCUUCUGUGACAGGAUUGAUUUCUCUGAACAGAUUCAAUCCCCAAGGAGAUGUGUUAGCCUCAGCUAUGGGGUACAAUAUAAUUGCAUGGAGCCGAAAAGAGGAAGUGCUGAAGAAACAAGAAAUACUAUUGGCUGAGCUGAAGAAAAAGGCCUUAUCAGCUGACAGAGGAUUGGCUGUAGGAGGAGGGCGAAGAGGUCAAGGUUCAAGUAAAUCAAGGUCACAGACAAAACAAACAAAAACAAAAGCUACAGAAACAAAAAGUAAAUCUGAAACGAAAACAAAGUCAAAGACAAAGGAAACGAAAAGAUAGUGGUGCUUUUGUACAGAUUGUUGUUCCCCAUUUGAAUGAAUAGUGAAAAAAAAGGACAUUAUAUCAGGCAAGGUUUCUAAAGAAUGCUCAAAAAAUAUUGUCAAAUGGACACUUGUUUACUUCGCUUUUAUCAUGCCAUAAUGAGAUUGUAUAAGCUGUCUAAUACACGGAUGCUCAUGUGGGAUGUCAUAUAUAUAUGACAGGUAGUUAAAUUAUUUCUGGUGCCAUGAACUUGUAUUGGCUCUCGUCUACCAGGGGUUCACUCUUCAGUGCUAGUGACAGGUAGAAUAAAA